GAUUUCACCUCCGCUGAUCUUCAGAGCAGUCGCAUGCCUUUGCUCGGUCCUUCGACCACCGACGAGCAAGCUGCGGCCAUCUUGACCACCAUCUGGACCGCCACUAAUUCAACUUUAAGGAUCCGCUGGCAGGGGCAACUUGCAGCUGAUGCUCUAGCGGCUGUGGAGGAGCAACAUAUCAUCAAUGAAGCAUCCACCCAGCGUGCGGCCGCUGAAAAGCUUCAAGCCGACCUGCUUGCUGAAGAGGACAAGAAGAAAAACCAUCUACACCAUAUUCCCAUCCCUGACCGCCCUUGUCCCACACGGGCUUCCGAAGCUAUACUUGUGUCUGACUUCACUCUACGUAAAUUGGACAAAGUACAAUUCAUUGAGCUUUACUACUGGACCAACAAAGGGCUUGCAGAUGCGCGGCUGAAUUUCCACACUACUGAUGACAAUAGUUUAGUACUG
Messenger RNA from Suillus discolor, 450 nucleotides. RefSeq lists its product as uncharacterized. The transcript has a single exon. The record is from RefSeq and is a predicted model, not a curated record. The annotation marks the transcript as partial. Lineage: Eukaryota; Fungi; Basidiomycota; Agaricomycetes; Boletales; Suillaceae.